Trypanosoma theileri is the source of this 762-nucleotide messenger RNA. RefSeq names its product acidocalcisomal pyrophosphatase. The transcript has a single exon. Gene Ontology annotation, molecular function: inorganic diphosphate phosphatase activity; magnesium ion binding. The record is from RefSeq and is a predicted model, not a curated record. Gene Ontology annotation, cellular component: cytoplasm. Lineage: Eukaryota; Euglenozoa; Kinetoplastea; Trypanosomatida; Trypanosomatidae. The annotation marks the transcript as partial. Gene Ontology annotation, biological process: phosphate-containing compound metabolic process.
CCGUAUCACCAACAGCAGCUCUUAACAAGAGAGGAAGGCGAACUGUACACGCCGAGCUACCGCGUCCUCUUCCACUUCAAAGACAUGGAGACAGGGGAGACGCGGCAGGUAUCACCGUGGCACGACAUUCCACUCUACGUGCGUUCGCUGGUGAGGACGAAACCCGAGACGGCACCGAUGAAUCGCUACAACUUCAUCUGUGAGAUCCCCAAAUGGACUCGUGCGAAGUUUGAGAUCGCCACGGGGGAGCCAUUCAAUCCCAUUAAGCAGGAUAUCAAAAACGGUGUCCCGCGCUUCUACAAGCAUGGCGACAUGAUGUGGAACUACGGUGCGAUGCCGCAGACGUGGGAAAGUACUGAUGUCAUCUUCGAAGGCGGUGUCCACGGCGACAACGACCCGAUCGAUGCCAUUGAGAUUGGCAUGUCGCAGCUGAGGGUUGGGCAGGUGGAGGCGGUGAAGGUGCUCGGUGUUCUUGGGAUGAUUGACGACAACCAGAUGGACUGGAAGGUGAUAUGCAUCUCACACAACGACCCCAUAUGCCGCUUUCUGAAGGAUAUCCACGAUGUGCCGAAGUUCCUCCCUGGGUGCCUCGAUGCCAUUCGUGAGUGGCUCCGUGUGUACAAGAUCUGCCAGGGUGGUGUGGAGAAUAAGUUUGUCUUCGAUGGAGAGUUCAAGGGCAAGGAAUUCGCAAUGAAGAUUAUUGACGAGUCUCAUUACAUGUGGGGUAACCUUCGAAAGAUUAACCGAAAAGAUAGUGUCUGA